Messenger RNA from Pelagomonas calceolata, 1494 nucleotides. The record is from the annotation of a GenBank genome assembly. Lineage: Eukaryota; Pelagophyceae; Pelagomonadales; Pelagomonadaceae.
AUGCGGUUGUUGUUGAUGGCGUGGUGGGUCGCGAGGCCCGUCGCCUCGGCAGCGACGGCGUGCCUGUACGCGCACGGCGACGCGUCGCGCCGGCCGCGCACCUGCGUCGACGUGCGCGCCCUCUCGCGCCAAUCGCCCGCACGCUGCGCGACGCGGUCGCUGCGGCACCAGGUCUGCGCGCACGCGGACGGCGAGCUGGUGCAGCCGUUCUUCGUCCACGCGGCGACGGCGGGGGGAAACGCGUCGAGUCCGGGCCCUCCCACCGAGUACGUCGUCGAACACGGCGUCUGCCGCGCGGCCGCGCGCGGCGCGGCCGACGCCGUGGGCGCGGCGGCGGGGGCGCACGAGUGCGCCGCCCGGUGCGCGGCGCGGCUCCUCGCCGCCGGAUGUCGCGCCUGGAGCUUCGCGAACCGCAGCUGCGCACUCUUCUACGACCGCGGCGCGCCGCGAAGCGUCGAGAGGAGCCACGACGCGCGCUGCGCGAGCGGCGAGGUCGACGCUCCCGUCCGCGUCGUCCGCGACGCCGUCGUGUCGCACUACGGGACGCACGUCUGCCCCUGCCGCGACCUCGGCGCGCCGUGCGUCGUCACGACGCUCGCGUGCGGCGCGGACGCCGACGAGCCGCUGUCGACGGACGCGGCGCUCCGGCGGGCGCGCUGCGCGGCGCCGAGGUCCGACGCCGCCGUCGUGUCCAUCGCGCAGCAGUUCGGCGCGGCGACCUACCACUUCCUCGUCGAGGACCUCGGCCGCUGGCUCGUCGCGCGCGGCGCGGUGCCGCAUCACGCGCGCGUCCGCGUCGCCGCGCCGGAGCACCCGGGACGCGCGCGCCGCGAGCGGAACUGGUGGCAGCGGGCCAUCCACGGCGACCGCGACCCGCUCCGCAACCGACCGCAAAUCGUCGAGCUCCUGCGGCUGACCGGCGUCGGCCGCGCCCGGAUCGAGACGGGGCCGGGCCCGUUUCGGCUCGUCUACGCUCCGGCGCAGUCGCCCUGCGAAGGGCCGACGAUCCACCACCUCCUCGCGCUGCGCGCCGCGCUGCGGGCGGCGGCGCCCACCGCGGCGAAGCCACGCGUCGUCGUCGUCCGGCGCGCGGCGACGCGCGCGCUCUCGAACCACGACGCGCUCGUCGCCGCGCUCGUCGGCGCGGGCAUUGACGUGGCGGUCUACGACGACCGCCCGCUCCCCCAGCACGAGAUCCUCGCGCUCUUUGCCACCGCGCGCGCCGUCGUCGCGCCGCACGGCGCCGGCCUCGCAAACAUCGUCGUCGCGCCGCGACGCGCGAUUGUCGUGGAGAUCCGCGACGCGCGCCACUCCCGCUGCUUCCAGUACCUCGCCGAAGCGCUCGGCCUGCGAUGGGAGGGCCUCGCGUCCGUCGCCGCGCCCGCGGCGGACUUCAUGGCCGCGCCGCUCGUCGCGCCCGUGGCCGCCGUCGUCCGGUUAGUCGUCCGCGCGGCGAACGCGACACUGGACGCGGUUGUAUCUAAAAGAAUAUGA